GUCGAAACUGUGAACUGGUGGAUCACUGUGCAAUAUCACCGAAGUGUUUUAAUGGUGGAACGUGUGAAUUGGAUGGUCUCGGCGAUUAUCGGUGUCUGUGCCCGCCGGGAUUUACUGGUCCAAGCUGUAAAGAUGACAUUGAUGAAUGUGCUUUGUACAGUCCGUGUCAGCAUGGAUCCAAAUGCUUUAAUGCAGAGGGAUCCUAUAGGUGCGUAUUGCGGGGUGUUUCGCCGGUAGCC
Messenger RNA from Soboliphyme baturini, 239 nucleotides. The record is from the annotation of a GenBank genome assembly. NCBI's taxonomy places the organism in Eukaryota, Metazoa, Nematoda, Enoplea, Dioctophymatida, Soboliphymatidae.